CCCCGUGGGUUUGCGACGUUUAGCGACUGUGGCGCCUGCGCGCGCUGGGCCGGCGGGGCUGGGGCCGUGGCGGCUCGUGCCGGGUGAUGCUAGGCGUAUCCCUGGGCGCCAGGCUGUUGCGGGACGUGGGUGGCAGGCGCGGGCAGUUCGGGGCGCGAGGUGUCAGCGAAGGUGGCUCAGCCAUGGCGGCAGGGGAGAGCAUGGCUCAGCGGAUGGUCUGGGUGGACCUGGAGAUGACAGGAUUGGACAUUGAGAAGGAUCAGAUUAUUGAGAUGGCCUGUCUGAUAACUGACUCCGACCUUAACAUUUUGGCUGAAGGCCCCAACCUGAUUAUCAAACAGCCGGAUGAGUUGCUGGACAGCAUGUCAGAUUGGUGCAAGGAGCAUCAUGGGAAGUCUGGUCUUACCAAGGCAGUGAAGGAGAGUACAAUUACAUUGCAGCAGGCAGAGUAUGAAUUUCUGUCCUUUGUACGACAGCAGACUCCUCCGGGGCUCUGUCCGCUUGCAGGGAACUCAGUUCAUGCAGAUAAGAAGUUUCUUGACAAACACAUGCCCCAGUUCAUGAAACAUCUUCAUUAUAGGAUAAUUGAUGUGAGCACUGUUAAAGAGCUGUGCAGACGCUGGUAUCCAGAAGAUUAUGAAUUUGCACCGAAGAAGGCUGCUUCUCACAGGACAUGAAGAUGAGACUUCAGUGCGGCCCCCAGAUGUCUUUGUCCCUCUUUUCAAUAUGUCUGCAUCAAAUACAUCUACCUUUGAUGCUUCCUGCUUAUUCAUUUGGCUGUUUUAAUUGAUGGUUGAGUGGCUGAACUUGGCUUCUUGGGGUAUAGACUGUGACCCCAACUUCAGUAACAGAGUUUAGAGAAAAAAGGCACAUUAGGGCUAGUUAACCGUUUUAAGCAAGACACAAUGGCCAGUUGCAGCUGAUAUUAGAUCACUGUCUAAUGAUUGAGCUGUGACUUCCCAAUUCAUGGAAACAUGGUGCUUAGAACUUCUAGGAGGAUUGAAUUCUGUUUGAUAAAGUAGAGAUGACAUGAACAAAUUCAAGAGAAAAGAUAUCACUGCUGCUGUAAUUUGUUAUUCAUUGUACUGUACAUUCAACACUAAAUUAUAUCAUGAGAACUAGAACUUGUCAGCUAAUGAAGCCUUGGAAUCAUGUCUGUUUUAUACCCAAUGCCACCAAUAAGCAUAAUGCUUGUGGGAUGAGUAAUUAAAAAAAAGUAUAAUCUGACUUUUCAGACCAACUUCCACCUCUACCCACUCAAAUUUCCUAUUUUCUAAGAAUGUACAAUAGCAUGUCUAGUAGGGCAACAUGUCAAAGUCCUUCCCACCCCAAGACUCACUCAGUUUUUCUAAAUUUUAGAUGAAUUUCAUAAUGCAUUAGUUACCAUAUGUGUUCUUGAAAGGGUUAGACUAACUUUGUAACCUGUAUGUCUUCUAAAGCCUAUAGUUUUGAGUUUUAGGUCCAGGUUAAGCUAAAGCCUCUUAGUACCUUUCCAGAGAAUGGAAAAAUGUGACCCUAUCUGUGAGGAUAGAUAGCAAAAAAAAAAAAAAAAAAAAAAAAAGGCAAGCAAGCAAUGACCUUCACUCAGCAAAAAGAAGGACCAGACCCUUGUCUUUGAGAUAGUGUUUCUUAGCAAAGAACCCAGUCUUCUUCCAAGUAGCUUUUGACCUCCAGCCAAGAGCCCGCAGCCCUAAGCUUCAAGGAUGAGCUAACAACCCCUACCUUUAAUUGCAGCUGCAUCCACACUUGGCAGGACUGGCCAAGCUUGAGCACCUAAGACUAAUCAAUUAUCUUACUAUAUAGCUUCCUCAUCCAAUCCUAAAUUGCCAAAACUGCAACUUCAAAUCUCCUGCAAUUUUUCUUUUAAAAACCUAAAGGCCUUUGUCUCCAGGUGCCACUCUUUGCUGACCGGCAGGGGUGACCCCAUUGUGCAAUGGUUAAUAAACCUCUUGCUUUUGCAAUGAGUCUUGGUCUGGGGGAGUUUCUGGGAAGGGCGCGAUCUUGAACUCCUGAGCUGUGAGACCCCAGGUCUUACAUUCUGACUCAUGUUCUUCUACCUAGAGAGUAGAAUACACAGAAUUUUACCAAUCCUGAGAAAAAGAUCAUUGCAGUUUUAGGGCAUGCAGUUUUAGAUUUCAAAACUGUGUUUAUUAAAUUUUUGUUUUUCUGUUCAUUUAUGAAUGUAAACAUAUUGAACACUUAUCCCAUAUGUGUCCAGAAGAUGAAGUAAACCAACAAAGUGGCUGAAGAAACUGUUUAAGAGAGCUGGUUUCCGCCUUCCACCUUCCCGAUGGUGAGUGCUCUCUGUCACGAACAACUCCACAUUUGGCUAAGGCCGAGGAUCUGGCUUGCUUCCAUGUAUGUGGACCUAUCUGCAUUGCCCCCGUGGCACGCCUGGGUUGGCUACCCAGAGGCUAUUUAAGCUGUGGGCUGGCUUUCCCCGGGGUCCGAGGAUUGUUCAAUGUUCCUGAAUAAACUGCAUUGAAGAAAAUAAAACAAAAUCACAAAAAAAAAGAAGUAUAUUCAUACCCAGACACAUAAAACAAAAGCAAGUAAGUCUCAGAAGAGAAAAAAAAAACCCA
Molecule: messenger RNA, 2582 nt
Organism: Meriones unguiculatus (Mongolian gerbil)
Lineage: Eukaryota; Metazoa; Chordata; Mammalia; Rodentia; Muridae
Gene: Rexo2
Product: RNA exonuclease 2
Exons: 7
Coding region: 87-677 (196 amino acids)
Cellular component (GO): mitochondrion
Molecular function (GO): nucleic acid binding; 3'-5'-RNA exonuclease activity
Source: RefSeq, a predicted model, not a curated record